UUUCUGGCUUUCUGAAACAAAGGAAAGAGAGCAAACCAUCGGCAAGAAGGCACACUCUGAACACACAAUGUACCCGGGAUUUAGCAAGGCUUCAGGACCAACAGGACCGCCGGGAUCGCGGCCACUAUUCGGAAACUUCGGCAGCGCUCGGCCGCCUUCGCCUUCUCCGCCGACCAACCCUCCUUUUUCCAGCGCUGUUCCGCUGCGUUCUCCGUCCAGGGGGCCUGAAGCUCUAGGUCCUUUGGCCUUUGAAAGAGCUCGUUCUGCUGCGAGUCAUCCUUACCCGUCUGAAGGAGUCCGUAGGGGGCCUGAAGCUCCAGGGCAGCUGUAUUCUCCUCCUUUAGGCUUUGGAAGAGUUCUUCCUGCUGCGAGUCAACCUUACCCUUCUGCAGGAGUCCAUGGGGGGCCUGAAGCUCCAGGGCAGCUGCAUUCACCUCAUUUGGCCUUUGAAAGAGCUCGUCCUGGUGCAAGUCAUUCUUACCCAUCUGCAGGAGUCCAUAGGUCCACAGAUUCUCAUCCUACUUGGGAUGGUGGGCAGGGAUCAUCCUUUAAGAAUUAUGAUACCCAGGCUCAUCAAAGGACAUCUGCCGUCACAUCAUUUGUUGUUUCUCGUAAUUCUGGAACUAGUGUUACUGCCAAGGUGUCCAGAUUCCAAGACACUAAAGAGAUCAGAUCACCUCCCUUUCUGUCUAAAGAUGUCAAUUUCAGAAAUUCCACUCAAGGUGUCCCUAGAAGUCACUUAGUUUCUCCGAGAAUACGAUCGCCUCCCUUGGUCUCUUAUGAGGAUUUGCAUCCUUCUGUUGGAGUUGAAGAUCGCUUAGUUUCUCCAAGAAUACGAUCACCACCCUUGGUCUCUUAUGAGGAUUUGCAUCCUUCUGUUGGAAUUGAAGAGCAUGCAUUUCCCUCGUCUGAAGUGGAUAGUUGUCGGGAGUUACUUGAUCAUGCUGAAUUGCGGGCUCCUCAAGAACCUUCUCUAGUAGCACCUUUUGAUGGGCCUUAUGGUACUGGUAGAAAUUUUCCUCUGAAACAUGACAAUGGUCAAGUCCCGAAAAGAACAAGGCCUUCUGUAUCUCCUAUUGGGUUCAAUAGUAGAUCAAAUACCAGUUUUAGUACUCCUGAUUCUCAGGUACACAAAAAGUCUUUGCAAUCUGCAAGCAAUACUAUUUCUGAAGCUGCUGCAAGAAAUUUGACCAGCGUCCCGGUGGCCAAAAGAACAAGGUCACCUCCUUUACUUCCCGAGGAUCAAGUGUUUCACGGAAACUCUUAUGCCACUCAAGAUGGUACUGAACGAGAAAUGCAAGCCAAAGCUAAGCGGUUAGCCCGGUUCAAGGUUGAAUUAAGUAAAACUCCACAAAACAAUCCUGAUAUUGUAGAGCCAGGGGUUUCUGCAAAUAGACAUGAGCUAUCUAAUGUUGAGAGGAACAAAUUAGCUGCAUAUAAAUCUACCGAACUGGCUAUGGAUGGUACUGAUGGCAAUGCGUUACCUGAGGAUGAAGGCGUGGAGUCGUCUGGUAUCAUUAUUGGGUUGUGCCCGGAUAUGUGUCCUGAGUCAGAAAGGGCAGAACGAGAAAGGAAAGGGGAUCUUGACCAAUAUGAGCGCUUGGAUGGGGAUAGAAAUCAAACCAGCAUGUCCCUUGCUGUUAAAAAGUAUAACAGAACAGCUGAGCGAGAUGCAAACCUGAUACGACCAAUGCCGAUCCUGCAGAGGACAAUUGAUUAUUUGCUCAAUUUGCUUGAUAAGCCUUACAAUGAUAGGUUUCUUAGCAUAUACAACUUCCUAUGGGAUCGAAUGCGAGCAAUUCGAAUGGACUUGAGAAUGCAGCACAUUUUUAACCAAGAGGCUAUUACUAUGCUGGAGCAAAUGAUAAGACUUCACAUAAUUGUCAUGCAUGAAUUAUGUGAAUACUCAAGAGGAGAGGGCUUUUCUGAGGGAUUUGAUGCACACCUCAAUAUCGAACAGAUGAAUAAAACAUCUGUUGAAUUGUUCCAAUUGUAUGAUGAUCACAGAAAGAAAGGAAUAAACAUUCCUACAGAAAAAGAGUUUCGAGGUUACUAUGCCCUUCUCAAGCUGGACAAGCAUCCUGGGUACAUGGUUGAACCUGCAGAGCUCUCACUUGAUCUUGCAAAGAUGACUCCAGAAAUAAGACAAACUUCAGAGGUGCUAUUUGCGCGUGAUGUAGCUAGAGCUUGCAGAACUGGUAAUUUUAUAGCUUUCUUUCGACUUGCUAGGAAAGCAAGUUACCUCCAAGCUUGCCUAAUGCAUGCUCACUUCUCAAAGUUACGAACCCAGGCACUUGCUUCUAUACAUGCAGGUCUCCAGAAUAACCAAGGCCUCCCUAUUGCGGAUGCUGCCAAGUGGCUGGCAAUGGAGGAAGAUGAAAUUGAAAGCCUUUCAGAGUAUCACGGGUUUGCAAUAAAGUCAUUCCAAGAGCCAUAUAUUGUGAAGGAAGGCCCAUUUCUCAAUGUUGAUGAGGAUUAUCCUACCAAGUGUUCUAAACUGGUCGAUAUGAAAAAGUCAAGAAGGAUAGUCGAGGAUGUUUCGGGUUCUAGUCAAGUCAUAUCCUUGUCUUCUGAAGCAACAAAAGAAAUUCUGAUGACUAAGACAAAGAAGCCUGAACCAAAAAAUAUUUCAUAUGUUGAAAAGGAAAGUCCUGCUCGUCAUGUCCCAGCCAUUGAAGUAACAAAAUCUGUUAGUGAAGUUGAUGAAAAAAGGCCUAAUUUUGAAGAUGUUUCAUCCCCAAAAGAUAUCAGACAAAAGAAGCAAAUGAUUCAAGCACCAAUUUUUUCAUCUCCAGAAGAUGUCAGACAAAAGCAGCAAACGAUUCAAACACCAAUUUUUCGUCAAUACAGUGAAGGUCCCCGUAGGGCAUCUGCUGUGUCUCCUUCCUUGUGGGCUUUCUCAUCAUUUACACCCCAGCCUGAUAAAGUUGAUACCAUGGAGAAGCCAAACUAUGAUGCUCUUUUUAGUAACUCUCCAGAGGGACGCAUGCAUUCUGGAAUGGAACAAAUGCCAUUGCAAAUUGAGUCAAAAAAAGCUGUACAAGAGAGAUCAUCUGUUGGUACAUAUAGUUCCAGUAUGGAAUAUCCAGUUUUCCAAAAUAUGGUCACCGAUAAGUUGGAAGACAAGGAAAUUCCAGACCUCCGUCAGGUAGAUGAAAACAAUGAUGUUAUGGCGAAUUCUCAACAGGAAGAAAUUGAGGAGGCAAAACUCAAAUUGAUGCUAAGAUUAUGGAAGCGACGUUCUCUGAAGCUAAGAGCACUGCGAGAGAAAAAGCAGUUAGCAGCAAAUGCUGCAUUGAAUUCUUUAUCAUUGGGGCCACCAAUUCAACUCAAGAGAGAUCAACCAAGCACUUCUGGCGAGUUUGACAUUGAUCUCGUUUUGAGGGAGAGAUAUAAAAAGCAUGGUCAGUCAUGGUCAAGACUUAAUGUUUCAGAUGUAAUAGCAGAUAUACUAGGCAGAAGAAACCCGGAUGCUAGAUGCCUAUGCUGGAAAACUGUUGUAUGUUCUCAGAUGAACAAUCUAGAAGGUGAUGAACUGGGGCAGAGGAGCCAUGUCUCAGGAGCAGCCCCCUGGUUGCUUUCAAAGCUCAUGCCUUCGGCAAAUGAUGUGGACGAUGAUGAUGAGGAUCUUGUAAUUUCAUCCCCUGGUGUCUCAAUAUGGAAGAAAUGGGUUCGUGACCAAUCUGGUUCAGAUCUGAACUGCUGUUUGUCUGUGGUCAAGGAUGCAAGUUCUGAUAAUCCAAGUGAAAGUGUAUCCGGUGCAAGUGCUAUUUUGUUUCUUACAUCUGAAAGCAUCCCUUGGAAAUUGCAAAAAGACCGUCUUCGUAAUCUUCUGAUGUCGAUACCUUACGGUUCCUGUUUGCCCCUUCUGAUCUUAAGUGGCUCAUACAAGAACAAUGUUGAUGACUCCACUAUUGUCGAUAAUUUGGGUCUCCAUGACUUGGAUAAGUCACGAAUAAGCAGCUUUCAUGUUGUUCCGCUUGUUGAAAACCAAUGGGAUGGGUUUUUCAGUGACAACCGACUUAGGGAAGGGCUACGAUGGCUUGCAAGUGAAUCGCCCCUUCAACCCAUUCUUCAUCAUGUGAAAACACGCGAACUCAUUCUUACCUACUUGAAUUCUUCAUUGGAGCCACUAGACAAAAUGAAAGAUUAUGAAGUAGGUCCAGACAACUGUAUCCUUGCCUUCAACGAAGCCUUGGAUUGGUCACAGAAGAAAAUUGCUGCUGCUGUGGAAUCAAAUCCAUCCAGUUGGCCUUGCCCCGAGAUUGCUUUGCUAGAGGAGUUCAGUGAUGAGUACAGGUUUGUAAAUUGGUGCCUGCCAAUUGUAGGAUGGAGCUCGUCGGAAAAAGUUGAAUCACUAAUGUCGGCUCUAGGGGAUUGUAGACUUCCAACGUUUCCCGACACUAUUUCGUGGCUAGCCAGAUGUAAUGCAGGAAAUGAGAUUGAAAACCUGAGAGAUGAACUUGAAAAUGGCUUGAUUGAAUACCUGACGCAUUCAAGUAAGAUGAUGGGACCUGCACUUGCUAUAAAAGAGGCACAUGUUAUGCUACAAAGAAGCUGCCGACUUGAGCGCCAUGACUCGUGCUGCUAUAUAGUUCCGAAUUGGGUUAUCAUCUUCCGACGAAUUUUCAACUGGCGGUUAAUGGGUUUAGCCAAUGGGGCGUUCUCUUCAGCUUAUGUCUUCGAAAGUCCUCGUCUUAACACAGUUUCUGGGAACCUGGGUAAGUUGGGGCUUGAAGAUACCGGACCUUCGCUCUCUUACCUUAAUCAGCCGACUCUGGAUGAAGUCAUCGAAGUUGGGUGCGGCCCUCUUUCAUCCCAUAGAGGGCGGCCCUUGCUAGAAUCGGGUCUAGCACUUCGUGAAACAUCUCCUGAUGGUGAAAUCCACGAGACCCCGAAUGCAAAUGACUGGAUGGAGGAUGAACGAAGUUUAGCGCACGAUGGUGAAGCGGAAAUAGAAAACGUAUCCCACGAAAAUGGGAGGUUGGAGAAUGCUGGCAGAGAAAUGGUGGUGACUGGAGAAGCGACCAAGGGAGCUGAAAAAUUAAGCAUAUUGCUAGUACAGUGUAACAUGUUACAGAAUGUGAUAGACGAGAAGCUGUCCUUUUAUUUCUAAUUUUCUAACGGUUUUUGUACGAAUUUUCAAACGACUUGAGUUAAUUUACUUGAAAUAUAACCGUUAGAUUUCCAUCUUUCAA
Messenger RNA from Pyrus x bretschneideri (Chinese white pear), 5198 nucleotides. RefSeq names its product SAC3 family protein B. Lineage: Eukaryota; Viridiplantae; Streptophyta; Magnoliopsida; Rosales; Rosaceae. The coding region runs from base 68 to 5116 and encodes 1682 amino acids. The record is from RefSeq and is a predicted model, not a curated record. The transcript has 19 exons. Gene Ontology annotation, biological process: mRNA export from nucleus. Gene Ontology annotation, cellular component: transcription export complex 2; nucleus; cytoplasm.